AACCUACAGGGGAACUACGAACAUUAUGGUGCUGUACUAUCGAGUUGUCUUGCAUGAAGACCAGAGAUAAGCGCCAUAAAUCAAACUCAUGUCAGGUCUAAUGGGUCGAAGUGCGUUUAAGGUUCGCUUACAUUACCCUUUCUAAAAUCUGUUGCCGUGUUGCGAGCCUUUUGAAUUGUCGUGAAUUGAUUUACACUUCGGGUAAGCUGGGACAAGAAAUGGAAUUUCAACUUUUGCAUUGAAGUUGUUUGUUUUUCUUCUGUGGUUCUCGUUUACUUGACCUGCAUGAAACAACACAGUAUGAACGUUGACAUGUGCUUCAGUCAUCCGCAGUGACAUUAUUAAGUGCAGGUGGGUUCUCUUCACUGCUCUUCUUCUUUUUUAUAUAUAUAUAUAGAGAGAGAUAUAUAUUUAGUUUUUGUUUGCAUUUGUCCUCCACCUCUACUCAUUCGCCCAACGAGGUCGUGACAGAGAAGACAAACGUACUUUGGCAACAAAACGUCCAACGGUAGGAGAACUGCGAAAAUACGUGACAGAAAACUUAUAUUAAAUUCCAUACCAGAACUAUUUGAUAUACAGAUCGCGUUUAUCAGUUUAUUAUCAAGAGUUAUUAAGUGCUCAUAUGAUUUUUAAAAUUAUUCUCGAGUGAAAGCGCCUUUCUGAAUGCUGGUACGUCCUAUAAAACCCCACUAGAGAGUGCUGUGGUACAAUUUUAAGGACAACCAUCACUAAGCUAUUCCAAUUCUUUAUGAAAGCUAUUCAUAAGUAAAUGGUUUUGUGUUUGUGAAUUAUGUAAAAAGCCAUGUACUAAUGUUCUGAAAGUCCUAAGCCAUUAAAUACAAAUAUACACAUCAGCCAACUUUAAUAAGUGCCUUCAAAUUUGCCUUCAAAUGGACCAAGCAGCCAAGAACGUCCAAGCACAGAUAUAAUCUUUAAAUUAUGUUUUUUUUUAUUAUAUCCCAGAAAAGAUAAGAGGUUAUUUCAAAAAUACACAAUAAUAGAAAUAAGCUAUUUUAAGAACUAUGUAGGCCUAUAAAAGAGGUAAACUAAACAGACUUCUACUCAAAAAAUAUCAUAACUCAACAAACUGAUCUAUUUAGUAACUGAAUAAACCUUCUUUUAGCAUCAGAUUUUGUUUUGGGGUAUUUCGGUGGGCCUAUGUGAAAUGUAGCUUCAGUUUCCUGUUCUUAACUUAUGUGGUCUGCUGCUGCUGUAGCUCAUCUGCUUCAAGUUUCAACCUGCUGUGCUCUUCUGCAUACCUUGGCUAUAAUGAGUGGCUAUUUGAAUUACUGUUGUCUUCCUAUCAACUCAAAGCAGUCUGUCCAUUCUUCUUUGACCUCUGACAUCAAGUAGACAUUUUCACCCAGAGAAACUCAAGACUUUCAGUCUGCCUUGAAGCAUUCCAAGGGUGUAUAGUAUACCCAGAACAUGGUUGAGACACAUCUCUCGGCUGGCCUGGGAACAACUCAGCGUUUCUCCGGAUAAGCUGAAGAAGGUGGCUGGGGAGGGGGAAGUUUGUGCUCUCUGCUUAGGCUACUGUCCCCACAACUUGACCCUGACUAAGCAGAAGAGGAUGGAUGGACGAACAGAUGGAAAAAUAUUCUCUGCAAACUCCAGAGAAACCCGAGAGAUUGUUGUGUGGAAAAAUCCCAGUAAAUCCCAGUAGGAAAGAUAAAGCCAUAAAGAAUGUCUGAUAUAAAAUAUUACAUGUCACUGUCUGUGACUGUGGGUGUCAUGUUGGUGGGCCUGCUCUACUCCAUCUGUUUAGCCUGUCAGUGGAUUUAUGGUUGGCCUGACAAGCCUGGGUAUAAGAAGUACAUAGAAGCUCUUAAUCCAAGGCGAAUAUAUCGUCUGACCCUCACUACACUGGAUCUUCUCAAAUACCUGCAGUAUUGGAAAGUUUACUUUCAGCUGAAGUCAUGGUAUAACGAUGAGAGGAAUCUAAAGUAUUAUGAAAAGGGCAUCACGUUUGGCCGCAGAGGCAACAAGCUGGACUUAUACCACCCUCCAAAUGUAAGGAAGCUGCCAUCACCGGCGGUAGUAUUUGUCUACGGAGGUGCAUGGGGCACAGGAGAAAGGUCCACUUACUGUUUACUGGGGAGUCGGAUGGCUGAAGAACUGAAAGCAACUGUAAUUUGUCCUGAUUACUGCACAUAUCCAAAGGACAACAUUGUAUUAAUUGGGCAUUCAGCAGGUGCACAUUUGUGUACACUCACCACACUGUUUCUUGUUGAUACAAGAGAGGAGCUUUCCAUAGAGCCAGGCAAGCAGCAGGAAGUCUUGCUCUCGAUAAGAGGAAUUAUUGGUCUGAGCGGCGUCUACAACAUCGUGGACCAUUAUGAGCAUGAACAGAAACGAGGAGUUGAACGAGUGUCCCCCAUGCACAAAGCGAUGAAUGGUGUGGAAAACCUUCCAUACUACUCACCAACACACUUACUAAAGAAGCUCAGCCAGGACAAAGUCAACAGAUUGCCUCCAUUCGCUUUGCUCCAUGGGACCAAUGACAUUAUGGUUCCUGCUGAAUCUACCAUAAGAUUCUCUGAGCUUCUCACUUUGCGCUCUGUUAAGAUGUCAUUGAAUGUUCUUCAUGGAGUCGCCCACACUGAGACUGCUGUUGAUCUCAUGGUGUUAAACAGACGCCUCUACCGUCCAAUCUACAGAUACAUCAAAGAAGAGUUUAGAAAAUUUCUGGGUACCUGCUGACUGCAUGUGAUUAGAAAAGUAUUCACACAGCUCCAGUAUGUGCUGAAUUGUACUGUACUGUAAAUUAAAAUCAACCAUUUAAUUAUGAGUUUGACUUGAUUCUCUGAAGCUCUGAUUUUAUAAAACUAAUAUGAUAUUUUUAACAGUACUUUAAUUAUUUUGGAGAGAUGCUCUUUAUAGUGCUGUCAAAUAAGUAAUCACAAAGUGAAAUCAAUUAUAGAACAGUAGGGUUUAUUAGGAAGCUACACACAAUAU
This is a messenger RNA of Maylandia zebra (zebra mbuna), 2958 nucleotides long. RefSeq lists its product as uncharacterized. Gene Ontology annotation, molecular function: arylformamidase activity. The record is from RefSeq and is a predicted model, not a curated record. Lineage: Eukaryota; Metazoa; Chordata; Actinopteri; Cichliformes; Cichlidae.